This is a messenger RNA of Morchella sextelata, 258 nucleotides long. RefSeq lists its product as uncharacterized. The record is from RefSeq and is a predicted model, not a curated record. The transcript has a single exon. NCBI's taxonomy places the organism in Eukaryota, Fungi, Ascomycota, Pezizomycetes, Pezizales, Morchellaceae. Bases 1 to 258 code for a protein of 85 amino acids.
AUGGUAAUCGAAUAUGAAGAUAAAAUGCCUGAUGAGAGAAAAAGCCAUUAUGUCAUGUACCGUUUCCUUCAAGCUCAUUUAAUAAAACAUAUUCAACGUGGAAAUAUUCAGCCUACAUUAUCCCUUCUACCGAAACCAAAGGAAGUUUUGAGAAGGAAAGAUAUUGAGAACUCCUGCAAGGCAAAGUUUUUGGGUGAGAACGAGGCUGAUGUGGCUGGUGGUGAAAGAACUGAUGGGGAGGACUCAGACUCAGAAUAG